This is a messenger RNA of Paramecium primaurelia, 1144 nucleotides long. The record is from the annotation of a GenBank genome assembly. Lineage: Eukaryota; Ciliophora; Oligohymenophorea; Peniculida; Parameciidae.
AUGGGAAUCUCAUGUUCAAAUUGCUAAAAUAUCUUAAGAGGAAUAGAGUAUAAAUAUUCAUUAAACUAGCCAUCAAUAAUAAGAGCAUUAAAAUGACAAUAAUCAAAAGUUAGAUACAGAAUAAGUAUUUGAUUGUGAAGUAUGGAACUUUUACAACCUUAGAUGGUUUAAGAAAAUUGUCUAAAUAGUAACAAUAACGAAUGUAAAUGAAAGAAAGUACUUCUUCGAUGGUUAACUCUUAAGAAUGUAAAUAAUUUUAUAUUAAUAAAUAGAGAAUCAAGUAAAAAUUAAUCUGUGGGAUUUUAAAAUUUUACUAAUUUAGAAUAGCUAAAUCAUCUUAACUGGUCUGGAAAAUAUGGGUAAUUGAAUUAAAAGGUAGGAAAAUGGAUUACAACAUGGAAAGGUGAAGUUUUAAGGGAUGCAGGUGGAUGGUACUCUGAUGAUGAAAAAAAAUAAGGUUUGUGGAUUGAACUUACAAAAAAUUAUAGAAAGUAUAUUAUCAUUCAAUUAUUUAAAAGUUAAGCUGAAGUAUACGAAUCUGGAUAUUAUCUAGAUGAUUAAAGAUAUGGAAUGUGGAAGUAUAUAUAUGAUGAAGAAUUAAUGUAUCGACCAAAUUAUUUAUAAUUUAGUGAUGCUGGACGUUACAACUUUUAAGGUCAAAAGAAUGGAAAAUGGACACAAUUAAGUGAUAGAUUUUGCUAUUAUUCUAAAAUCAAAUAUAAUGGUGAAUAUAAAAAUGGAAAAAAGGUUGGUUUAUGGAAUAUUUGGUAUUAAGAUGAAUAUAGAUAUAUAAAUAAAUUGAUGUAUUUUAUUAAGAUUAAAACUAUUUAAGUGGUGGUGGGUCAUAUAAUGGAGAUGGAAAUAAAAUUGGAAAAUGGAUUGAGUAGAGUGAUGGAUUUUAAGGAUUCUCAUAAAUCACUUAUAUUGGAGACUAUAGAAACGAUAAGAAAAUUGGUAGAUGGGAUAUUUGGUUUAAGUAGGGAGAUGGUUAGAUACAUGAUAUAAUGUAAAAUAUUAAAAUUAAAUUUUUAAGUGGUGGAGGAUCAUAUGAUGAAGAUGGUAAUAAAAUUGGAAAAUGGGUUUAAUUGAGCGAAGGAUUUUAAGAACACUCAUAAAUCAUUUAUAUUGGAGAAUAUAGAAAAGG